Aspergillus candidus is the source of this 1820-nucleotide messenger RNA. RefSeq lists its product as uncharacterized. NCBI's taxonomy places the organism in Eukaryota, Fungi, Ascomycota, Eurotiomycetes, Eurotiales, Aspergillaceae. Bases 123 to 1610 code for a protein of 495 amino acids. The record is from RefSeq and is a predicted model, not a curated record. The transcript has 2 exons.
UCCAUCUCUCUUCAUAGAUACUUCUUCCUGUUCGUCUCUUUCGCGAGAGACUUCAGUGGAACACCUCUUCUAUGAGCCUCAUUCUAUAGUAACCCCCCAAUCAAUAGGUGAACAACAUAUGGAUGGCCCGCCCCCUGGCUUCCCCGGUCCAGACCAUGUCUCCCCACGGACCCUCACCACCCCCCGGACUACGCCAUCGGGGUCCAGUUCGCGCCGCCACGGUGGCUCACUUGGAACCAUCCCAGGCGCAACGUCGUAAUUCCAUUCUGUCGGAUACUGUUUCCGACGCCCGUCGUUCCCUACGCUCCUCGACCGACGACAUAUUAUUUCCCCGCGCCCCCGCACGCAGUGAGCGCGUCGCGACCCCGGACGAGUCGCCUUGGCAAUCCUUCCCCCUGGGCUUGGCCUUGUUACCAGCAGUCGCGGGCCUCUUCUUCAAGGAUGGGAGUGCGAUCGUCACCGACGUGACCCUGCUGGUGAUAGCUGCCAUCUUUUUGAACUGGUCCGUCAGGCUUCCAUGGGACUGGUAUCGCUCUGCACAGGCCACCCUUCAACAACGACAAGAUAAGUACUAUGACGUAGCAGAAGUCCCUCCGGAUGUCGACAGUCACGACACCACGGACAAAACCGGCGGCGACGAUGCCCAUUCUCGUAGUGUCGACAAGGACAAACAUCGCCGACAAUCGUCGGACGCGGCAGCAGCCCGCAAAGAGUUGAUGAGACACGAACUCGCCGCUUUGGUCAUGUGCUUUGUCUUUCCGAUUGUCGGCACCUUGCUUUUACACACGAUCCGCUCCCAACUCUCGCGCCCCUCCGAGGGCCUCGUCUCCAACUACAACCUGACCAUCUUCCUUCUGGCCUCGGAGAUCCGGCCGGCCUCCCACCUCUUGAAGAUGGUCCAAGCGCGCACGCUCCAUCUCCAGCGCAUUGUCCUCGACUCGGACGAGUUCGACGACCCGGACAGCGAGCGCAUCGAUGCGCACAAGGUCCUGGAUCUGACCAAACGGCUGGAAGAACUCGAGGCGCACGUCGCCGAAACUGUCGCGCAACGGUUGCGCUCCACCCCGGAAGGCGCUGACCACGCGGACACAGCCCCCAACAUGGAAAACUUGGUGGCGCAGGCCAGUGCCGAAGUCCGUAAAACCAUCCAGCCCGACAUCGACGCCCUGAACCGCGCCGUGCGACGCUAUGAGAAACGCACCGCCAUCUCGGGCUACCAAACGGACGGCCGGCUCCAAGCCGUUGAGCGACACGUCAACGACGCGGUGUCGCUCGCGGCUGCGGCGCACCGCCAGCCCCGAGGCUUCUUCCACAUUGUCUUUGACUCUCUGUGCGCCGCUGUCUUGGUCCCGGUGCAGUUCUUCCUGUCGUUGGCGUCUCUCCCCGCACGGCUCGUGCGGCGUGUGUCGGGACUCAUAUCGUUUCCAACCCGUCUAGGAAAGCGUCCCCUGGGGAACAAGGGAAAGAGGAAAGCCUCUCCGGCCCAGGGGUCCCAGGAAAACCCGUCUUCUCGAUCACCUUCAUCCUCGAGGCGCCCGAGGCGGGGUAGAUCAACCCAGGAGGGUGAUGCCGAAGGGAAGACACUGAAACCGAUACGGGAGAAUGAUUGAAGGUCUGAUUGAUUCAUUAGCUCAUGCAUUAUUAAUUUUAUAUCAAUGGUCUUCUGACCAGGGUGCUCUGGCUGGGUUGUUCUGGCGUGAUUAUGUACUUAUGCAUUUUCUACUCUUUACAGGGCUGUAGACUAAGGUACUUCUCUAUAUGCUGCGUAAGGUCUCGAGUCAUGGCGUUUGUUUUCAACAUAUCAACAUCUGACAAUAGAG